AUGAAUGUGCCAAGGAGUUCUUAAUUUCUAACCUAGGUAUUUAUUUUAUUGUGUAAGUUUAUCCAGCACUCUAGAUUAUUUCAAGCACCCUUAACGUGUAGUGUAAAUUGUAAUAGAUAAAAUAAUUUAACUCAUCAUGGUAAUAACAGAGACCCAGCCACCUAUGGAAGGAGACGCAGCAACCAGCAAAAAGGCUGCCAAAAAAGCAGCCAAAGCUGUGGAAAAGCAGCAAAAAAAGGCUGAGCAUAAGGGGUCGACAACACAGAAUGAAGCAGCAGAAGUGGAUGUAGCAGAGGGGAAGUAUGGUGUAUUAAAGAUGAUACAGUCUUCAGGGGAACACAGAGACCGGGUAUAUGUUGACGUGAAGGACCUAGGGGUUUCUUUAGAGGGCAAGGAUGUGUGGGUUAGAGCACGGCUUCAAUAUUCGCGAGCCAUAGGCAGGCAAUGUUUCGCUGUGCUCCGACAGACCUCAAGUACCGUUCAAUUGUUGAUACGAGUGAAUGAACAAGUUAGUAAGCAGAUGGUCAAGUUUAUUGGAAAUGUGGCGAAGGAAUCUAUUGUGGACAUCCUCGCGACUGUGGUGAAGACCUCGUCGCCAGUGGAGUCCUGCACCGUCAAGCUCGUGGAGCUGAUAGGGCUCCAAGUGUGGGUUGUGUCCAGCGCGAAGUCCAAGCUGCCUUUGCAGAUUGAGGACGCGGCGCGACCGGAGACCGAUGACGACCCAGAAGCGCUCAAAAUCCGUGUCCUCCAAGAAACUCGUCUGGACAAUCGGGUAUUGGACUUGCGUACUCCGGCCAACCAGGCGAUAUUCCGGCUAGAAGCGGGUGUCUGCAAGCUGUUUAGAGACAUUUUGACCAAAAAAGGUUUCGUAGAAAUUCACACUCCGAAAAUAAUCUCAGCCGCGUCGGAGGGCGGCGCCAACGUGUUCACCGUAUCCUACUUCAAGUCCUCCGCAUACCUCGCGCAAAGUCCCCAGCUGUACAAGCAGAUGGCCAUAGCGGCUGAUUUCGAUAAGGUGUUUACAGUGGGAGCGGUAUUUCGUGCGGAAGAUUCAAACACCCACCGUCACUUAACGGAAUUCGUCGGUUUGGACCUGGAGAUGUCAUUCAAGUAUCACUAUCACGAGGUUUUGGACACCAUCGGACAAACGUUCACGGACAUGUUCAGAGGCCUGCAGGACCAUUACGCGGCGGAAAUCGCUACGGUGGGGCAGCAGUUCAAAGUUGAGCCCUUCAAAUUCCUCGACCCCCCAUUGAGGCUGGAGUUUCCACAAGCUAUAAGCAUGCUGAAGGAGGCUGGUGUAAAUGUAGGAGAGGAAGACGACCUCUCGACACCGGAUGAGAAGCUUCUGGGCAGAUUGGUUCGAGCGAAAUAUGACACUGACUUCUAUAUGUUGGACAAGUACCCGUUGGCAGUGAGACCCUUCUACACGAUGCCCGAUCCCAAUAACCCGAAAGCUUCGAAUUCCUACGACAUGUUCAUGCGCGGCGAAGAGAUCUUAAGCGGAGCUCAGAGAAUACACGACCCCGACUUCCUCACCGAGCGCGCCAAGCAUCACGGCAUCGAUAUAAGCAAAAUCGCAGCCUAUAUAGAAUCAUUCAGACUUGGGUGUCCACCGCACGCAGGUGGAGGUAUUGGCAUGGAGCGUGUAGUGAUGCUGUAUUUGGGUUUGGACAACAUCAGAAAGACGUCCAUGUUCCCACGCGACCCCAAGCGGAUCACGCCGUGAUGCAAACUGAAGCGUUAUUGUAUAACUAUAAUCGUUUUAUAUUGUACCAAAUGUUUAUAAUGAAAUUAUAUUU
This is a messenger RNA of Pararge aegeria (speckled wood butterfly), 1802 nucleotides long. RefSeq names its product aspartate--tRNA ligase, cytoplasmic (gene AspRS). Gene Ontology annotation, molecular function: ATP binding; RNA binding; aspartate-tRNA ligase activity. Gene Ontology annotation, biological process: aspartyl-tRNA aminoacylation. The record is from RefSeq and is a predicted model, not a curated record. The coding region runs from base 137 to 1729 and encodes 530 amino acids. Lineage: Eukaryota; Metazoa; Arthropoda; Insecta; Lepidoptera; Nymphalidae. The transcript is spliced from 13 exons. Gene Ontology annotation, cellular component: cytosol; cytoplasm; aminoacyl-tRNA synthetase multienzyme complex.